AAGGUGUUUGCAACUCCUGAGCAGGGGGUUGUGUACCAAAUUACAGAGCCGUAGUCCAGGCGAGAGAAAACAGAGGAAGACGACGGAGGAAUGGGCGUUAAUUACUACAAGAUUCUUCAGGUUGAUCCUAAUGCCAAUGACGAUGACUUGAAGAAGGCGUACAGAAAGCUCGCCAUGAAGUGGCAUCCGGAUAAGAAUCCUGAAAACAAAACUGACGCCGAAGCCAAAUUCAAGAAAAUUUCUGAGGCUUAUGAUGUUUUGAGUGAUCCUCGAAGACGAGUUGUGUAUGAUCAGUUAGGAGAGGAGGGUUUGAACAUGAAGAUGGAAACACCAUCGCCAAGUGGUUCUUGCAGUAGCCGUACAAGUCAUGCUUCGUCGACUAGGUUUUGCUUUAACGCGAAAAGUUCCAAUGAUUUAUUUAUGGAGUUGUUCGGUUUUCCGAACCCUUUUGGUGGGAUGGGACACAUGCCUGAUCCUCGUGCUGCUGCUUAUAGCCUUUCAAGUGGUUGGUUUGGUGAUAAUAUACCUGCUUCCGUUAGUAAUGGAGUUGGUACGGGCUCCAAUUAUAUGAGGAAAGGUGCUACAAUAGAGAGGACUUUGCUGUGUAGUUUGGAAGAAUUAUACAUGGGUUGCGUGAAGAAGAUGAAGAUUGCUUGGGAUGCCAUCGAUAAUAGUGGGAGACCAACUACAGUGGAGAAACUUGUCACAGUAGACAUCAAGCCUGGAUGGAAGAAGGGAACUAAAAUUACUUUUCCACAAAUAGGAGAUCCGCAAUCAAGAGUAAUACCCUCGCAGCUUGUGCUUACUCUUGAUGAAAUACCUCAUAGAGUUUUCAAAAGGGAUGGCAACGAUCUUAUUGUCACCCAAGAUAUCACUCUGGUCGAAGCUCUAACAGGAUACACUGUGCAUCUAACAACUCUUAUUGGUCGAGACCUGACGAUUCCAAUCGAUUCGAUCGUCGGGCCCAGUUAUGAAGAAGUUGUCAUGGGAGAAGGGAUGCCAAUCCCCAAGGAGCCUUCAAGAAAAGGGAAUUUGAGAAUCAAAUUCAACAUUAUGUUCCCCAUCAAACUAACGUCAGAGCAAAGAAUGGGGAUCAAUCAGUUAUUAACCUCUUCAUAAAAGAUGGUAACUCAUUCUAUUUGUCGUAUAUAUUAUUUCCUUGCUAUAGGGUAUUUUAAGAAGUAAAUUCUUGUUUUGUUGGAUUUAAUAAAUGAAUCAGAUGCUGAGUUUAGGAGCUUGAAAUUGAAUGUUUCAUUUCUUCUUAAAUGCAAGUUCUCAAUCUGAGUAA
Messenger RNA from Benincasa hispida (wax gourd), 1288 nucleotides. RefSeq lists its product as uncharacterized. The record is from RefSeq and is a predicted model, not a curated record. Gene Ontology annotation, molecular function: protein-folding chaperone binding. Gene Ontology annotation, cellular component: cytosol. NCBI's taxonomy places the organism in Eukaryota, Viridiplantae, Streptophyta, Magnoliopsida, Cucurbitales, Cucurbitaceae.